CCGCAAUCGAAUCAACAUCAUACUCUCACCAUUGAGGAGUUCGAGCCGGAUGUUUUUCGUCAACUCAUCGAGUAUAUUCAUACCGGUUGCGUCACUCUACAACCAAGAACCUUGUUAGGUGUUAUGAAUGCCGCUGAUUAUUAUGGAUUGGAUGAACUUAGAAAAGCCUGUGCUGGAUUCGUUCAAUGUUGCAUAACCGUCGAUACUGUUUGUGCAUUAUUAGCAUCGGCUGAACGUUAUAUACAAUACAAAUGCACCAAAUCUUUGGUUCAAAAGGUAUUAGAGUUCGUAGACGAACAUGGCAACGAAGUGUUAAAUUUAGGAUCUUUUACUUUACUGCCUCAACACGUAGUUCGUUUGAUCUUAGCAAGAGAAGAAUUACGUGCUGACGAAUUUACCAAAUUUCAAGCAGCCUUGAUGUGGAGCAAGAAAUAUUACGACAGUAAUCAAGAUAUUCCAUUGAAGGAUAUAAUCGGAAAUUUCCUUGAAUAUAUUCAAUUCCACAAGAUUCCAACAAACGCUUUGGUCAACGAGGUUCAUCCAUUAGGGUUGGUACCUGACAGUAUCAUUAUGAAUGCUUUAGCAUAUCAGGCAGACCCAACCAGUGUCGAGCCCGGGAAACUCUCCCCCCCUAAAGUGAGAAAACAAGGCCGUAGUAUGUCGGUCCAAUCUUCGUUGGAACCAUAUGGUAGCAAUACAACUUUGAGCUCGAGCGGUUCUGACACUGGUUUCGAGCGUAAACAGCACUCUGGUAGCAACUAACCUCAGGCCACGGCCGCACUGACAGCGGCCGUUUCGGAUGAGCCUCGACGCGAGGAUAUAAUCACCAAUGGCGAGAAGGAAAGAGGUUUCUACGAGCAACAAAGAAACGGUGAUGCUGCUCCGACCGAUGCUGAGAUUGAACAAUGGGAGAGGAAGAAAUUACAACGAGAAGAACAACAACGGCACCAGCAACAGCAGGAAGAGGAACAACAAAGACGAAAAGAAGAACAGCAACGAGAAGAAGAUGAACAACAGCAACAACAAGAACAACAGUUCCGAUUAAAGGAAGAAAAAGAAAAGGUAGAACAACAGCAAUUCGAGGAGCAAGAAAGACAAAUACAACAGCAACAGCAACAAGAAGAGCAAAAACAAGAUCAAGAAAAACAGCAGCAACAACAACAACAGCAACAAAAUGUCAACCCGGUGGAAGGAGUACAUGGUGGUCUCUACAUACGAUUAGUUCUCAGACGAGAAGGCCGGACGGACUUGGUUUGGCUAUAUAAAACGCACAUGUUCUAAAUUCAAAUCUUAGAUCUGAUAUUCUCUCCUAUCUGAUAUUCAUUUUCAGACGUUGUUUGUAGUUUAGAGGCAUUGUAAAUCGAGUUGGAUAGAGUUUAAACGAAAUGGUUAUAGUCAUUGCUUUGUCGUCUUUGUUUUUUUUUUAUUAUUUCAUUUUGUAAUAUCAUCGUUUCGUAUAUUUUCGUUUUAUCGAUCGAUAAAUGUUCUUUUGAUAGUGUUAAGAAAUUUUAUAAAUAGAUAUAUAUAUAUACAUACAUACAUAGAGAUUACACACACGACACAUAUAUUACACGCAGGCAGCACGUGCGAAAAGGAAAAGAUGAUUAAUAGAUACAAAUGUUUAACAUACGUUGCCGCGUUUGGAUUUGUUGAAAUUUUAAAUUAGACGGUUUUUUCCCCUGAAUUAACCGUGUGGUUAUAUCAUACAUAAAAUACAUAUUACAUACAUAUAUAUCAUCGUAAUUGUGCACCCAAUUAAGAAGGCUUAUAAUUGGAACGCUUCCUUCGAAUUCGAUUUUGUGAUACAUACUCGAUUGCUUUAACGAAGCACGAUAAGCACAAUUACGCGCCUUAUCAGAGGAAAACUAAUAGAAAAAAAAGAAUUAAAAAAAAAUCAUUUGAGCAAUGUUAACAUCGAUUGUUAAAUAUGCUGUGUGAACAUAACAUAUUUAAAUAAUACAUAGAUAGAUACCAUAUGUAUGUGCGUUGUCAAAUAUGUAUCAAGAUUACAAAACCUUUGUAGUUUCUCGUUAAUUAUAUCAGCUAAUUUCC
This is a messenger RNA of Polistes canadensis, 2052 nucleotides long. RefSeq names its product serine-enriched protein-like. The record is from RefSeq and is a predicted model, not a curated record. The annotation marks the transcript as partial. The transcript has 5 exons. NCBI's taxonomy places the organism in Eukaryota, Metazoa, Arthropoda, Insecta, Hymenoptera, Vespidae. Gene Ontology annotation, molecular function: protein binding.